This is a messenger RNA of Cervus elaphus (red deer), 2838 nucleotides long. Its product is annotated as histone-lysine N-methyltransferase PRDM9-like. Gene Ontology annotation, cellular component: nucleus. The transcript has 15 exons. Lineage: Eukaryota; Metazoa; Chordata; Mammalia; Artiodactyla; Cervidae. Gene Ontology annotation, molecular function: protein binding; recombination hotspot binding; histone H3K4 methyltransferase activity. The record is from RefSeq and is a predicted model, not a curated record. Gene Ontology annotation, biological process: positive regulation of reciprocal meiotic recombination; regulation of DNA-templated transcription. Bases 1 to 2838 code for a protein of 945 amino acids.
AUGAGGCUGAACAGGUCUCCAGAGGAGAGCACUGAGGGAGAUGCCAGGAGAACAGAGUGGAAGCCCACGGUGAGAGAUGCUUUCAAAGACAUCUCCGUAUACUUCUCCAAGGAAGAAUGGGAAGAGAUGGGAGAAUGGGAAAAAAUCCGAUAUAGGAAUGUGAAAAGAAACUACGAAGCGCUGAUUGCUAUAGGUUUCAAAGCCACUCGACCGGAUUUCAUGCAUCACCGCAGGCAGGUCAUCAAACCGCAGGUAGAUGACACUGAGGAUUCUGAUGAAGAAUGGACACCAAGGCAGCAAGGUAAACCUUCUUCGAUGCCCUUCAGAGUGGAGCACAGUAAACACCAGAAGAGAAUGGCCAGGGCACCAUUAAGUAAGGAAUCUAGUUUGAAGGAAUUGCCUGGAGUAGCAAAAUUGCUGAAAACAAGUGGCUCCAAGCAGGCUCAGAAACCAGUGCCCCAUCACAGAAAAGCAAGGACCCCUGGACAGCACCCCAGACAAAAAGUCGAACUCAGAAGAAAAGAGACUGGAGUGAAGAGGUACAGUUUACGAGAAAGAAAGGGCCACAUAUACCAAGAGGUCAGCGAGCCCCAGGAUGACGACUACUUCUAUUGUGAGGAGUGUCAGAACUUCUUCAUCGACAGCUGUGCUGCCCAUGGGCCCCCAACCUUUGUAAAGGACUGUGCAGUGGGAAAGGGGCAUGCCAAUCGCUCAGCCCUCACGCUGCCCCCUGGGUUAAGCAUCAGACUGUCGGGCAUCCCUGACGCUGGGCUUGGAGUGUGGAACGAGGCGUCCGAUCUGCCGCUGGGCCUGCACUUUGGCCCCUACGAGGGCCAGAUCACAGAUGAUGAAGAGGCCGCCAACAGUGGAUAUGCCUGGCAGAUCACCAAAGGGAGGAACUUCUACGAGUAUGUGGAUGGAAAGGACACGUCUUGGGCCAACUGGAUGAGGUAUGUGAACUGUGCCCGGGACGACGAGGAGCAGAACCUGGUGGCCUUCCAGUAUCACGGGCAGAUCUUCUACCGAACCUGCCAGGUGGUCAGGCCGGGCUGUGAGCUGCUGGUCUGGUACGGGGACGAGUAUGGUCAGGACCUUGGCAUCAAGCGGAACAGCUGGGGGAAGAGUGAGCUCGCGGCUGGGAGAGAACCGAAGCCCAAGAUCCACCCAUGUGCCUCCUGCUCUCUGGCCUUCUCCAGUCAGAAAUUCCUCAGCCAACACACCCAACGCAGUCACCCCUCUCAGACCCUCCUGAGACCAUCCGAAAGAGGCCUCCUCCAACCAGAGGAUCGCUGCCCAGGCAAUCAAAAUCAGCAAUAUUCAGAUCAACACAGCCCGAGCGACAAACCUGAGGGUCAGGAGGCCAAGGACAGGCGCCAACAUUUGCUGCAAAGCAUAAGGCUGAAGAAGAUUUCAAGGGCCUCUUCCUACUCAUGCAGAGGACAAAUGGGGGGUUCGGGGGUGCAUGAGAGAAUGAAAGACGAGCCCAGCACAAGACAGAAAAUGAAUCCAGAGGACACAGGCACAUUGCUCACGGGGGCAGGGGUCUCAGGGAAUAUGAGGGUCACGUACGGAGAGUGUGGGCAAGGCUCCAAGGACAGGUGCGGGGAGUGUGGGCGAAGCUUCAGUCGGAAGUCAGUCCUCAUCAGACACCAGAGGACACACACAGGGGAGAAGCCCUAUGUUUGUGGGGAGUGUGGGCGAAGCUUCAGUCGGAAGUCAGCCCUCAUCACCCACCAGAGGACACACACAGGGGAGAAGCCCUAUGUUUGCGGGGAGUGUGGGCGAAGCUUCAGUCGGAAGUCCGUCCUCAUUACCCACCAGAGGACACACACAGGGGAGAAGCCCUAUGUUUGCGGGGAGUGUGGGCGAAGCUUCAGUCAGAAGCCCCAUCUCAUCUCACACAAGAGGACACACACAGGGGAGAAGCCCUAUGUUUGCGGGGAGUGUGGGCAAAGCUUCCAUCGGAAGUCCCAUCUCAUCUCACACCAGAGGACACACACAGGGGAGAAGCCCUAUGUUUGCGGGGAGUGUGGGCGAAGCUUCAGUCAGAAGUCCGUCCUCAUCACCCACCAGAGGACACACACAGGGGAGAAGCCCUAUGUUUGUGGGGAGUGUGGGCGAAGUUUCAGUCACAAGUCCGAGGGGCUCAGGAGGCUGAAGUCCGCCCGGCCACCAGAAGACACCAAGGGGAGAGUGGGCCACGGGGCGGGGGGCAGAGGAUGCGAAGUCCAGGACUCGGGCAACGGCCCUCAGUUCCCUCCAUGUGCCAGGCUUGUGAAGCGUCUCUACAUGAACGACGACAGCGGCCAGGCCGCACCUGACACCGUGACUGCCCUACACGGUCAUACAGGACACCAGCAGUCACGGGACAGACAGCCAGCUGCCUCCGCCGCACGCUCCACCCUGACCAAGGCGGCCCCGUGGCUGUACCAGCCCCGCCUGCGCGCGGCUCUGCUAGGCUGCCGGGGCUCGGGGACCCUGGGUGAGUCGAGGAAGGUGUUUGGCAACAUCAGCCACAAAGACACUAAAGAGAAGAAAGCCCAUAGCAGGCGGGGCUGGGUGUUCCUGGGGGAGCAGAGGGGCCUUGGACACUGCAUGCUGGACCCCUGCCCCACCGGCUUCUCCUUCUUCUCGCUGGGCAUGCAGCUUUCACCUGCUGGGUGCCCGCCAGUGAGGGGCCCCCAAGGCACCAAGCUGGGAUUGGCGAUGGGGGAGCUGGAUGCCAGGGAACUCGAGACCCUGCAGCAGGUGGAGGGCUGCUUCCCCUGGUGCCCACCUGGGUCUCAGGAGGUGGAAGAGAGACCGGGUUGUCCUUCCCACCUCCUGUCCAGAGAAUGA